Podarcis muralis (Common wall lizard) is the source of this 5421-nucleotide messenger RNA. Lineage: Eukaryota; Metazoa; Chordata; Lepidosauria; Squamata; Lacertidae. The record is from RefSeq and is a predicted model, not a curated record.
GUGAGGUAAGUUAGGCUGAAAAUUACAAUGAGGUCUCUUCCAGACUUCCCUUUCUGCUGCAUUUUUAGGCACGGGCCCAUGCUUUAAAGCACUGUGUCUGAACACUUUUUUUUUUUUUUUGUCCUGGCACUUUCCUCAUGAAAACACAUUCUUUGCCACUGAACUGGAGCAAACAGCAAUCUCUGGAAAGCCCAAAUUGUCAUUUGUUCAGUGCUGAAGACCAGGUUUUCCUGGGGAAGGUAGUGGGGCAAAAAUAAUACAGUAAUCGGUUACUUGUUGACCUAGCUCUUCAAACCUCUUUUUGAGUUACAGUUUCUCCACCCCUUCCACAAGAUGGAAGAGAGAGGAAUGGUUUCCCUUUAAGGCAGUGAUGGGGAACCUCCGACCCAUGGGCCAAAUUUGGCUGGGAGGCUCUUUACCCUACACCAUGCCCACUUGCUCCACACCUGGCAUAUUUCAGUAGUCAAGACAUGACUGGAUUUACUGCAGAACCGAUUUCUUAAUGAAGAAUUCCAUUACAUAGCUGAUUCCUACAGAAAGCAACUUCAAAGGCACCAGCUAUCAACUGAUAGGCAGGGACUACAAGCCUGCUGAUCAGUAGCACUUUAACACACACCACACAUCUCUUUGCAAGCCCUUUGUGGCAACAGUUAUCACCUUAUGUCACUGUGACAGAAUUUGUCCCAUGAGGAGUUGGAGAGAUUAAGACCUGGUCUGCAGCCUAGAUCAGGUUCCCCAAACCUUCUUUAAGGACUGGUUUUGGGAGUUGGAGGGGUGUCCCAAAGCAGUUAUGUGGGACGAAGUAGGCAGGAAGGCUAUGAAAAAUGUUCCUUUGGGUGCUGGAUGCUCAUUUGAGGCAAAUGGCUUAUCUGCUGGAGUAUUGCAGUUUGAUGCAGAAUCCCUGCCUUGGUAUGUAAGCUGGGCUGUAAUUCUUUUGUAAGAUGACAUGACACUGUCCUGAUGAAAGAUAGGAGGGAAACACCAUAAAUGUAUGAAUAGGCUUCUGGGCCAGCUUGGAGUUUGCCAAGUUUUACAGAGAUUGUGUGGGUGGUGGAGGAAUGGUGUGUUACAAAUAAGUUGUGUGAAGUACAUUUCUAAAUAAAUGAGGUUUAUUUCUAAAUAAUAAAUUGUAUGAAAUACACGAUGUGGGGGCCUGGGAAAGGGCCUUUUCAAUGGAACCCUCUCCUUCCUGGCCUAAUUUCUCAGUGGUUUUAGGUGGCUAGUUAGGACACAUUUUUUUCAGAGUUUCAGCAGUGAUUUUUUUGUUAUGUGUUUUUAAAGGAUUGGGUUUUUUAUGGAUUUUUAACUGUUUGCCUUGUUGUAAACUGCCCUGUGGCUUAUGCAAAGGACAGUAUAAACCAUUCAGAAAUAGAGAGCUAGCAGCUGGAACCAUUGUUCUUUGAGCUGGAAAUUUUGCGCAAGGGUGCCUAUUCUGCAGCUUCUAUCAAGUGUUUAGAUAUUCCUCUCCCUUUUGUCUCAAGUGGAGCAAUCCUUUCGCUUUUCACCUUUAUUGCUGGCAAGAAGUAAUAAAUAACUACUCGUGUGCUAUUAAUCUGAACAUCACCAUUUUGGAUUUCCUUUGCCAUCAAUGCACUAUGUGGCCUUAGUCAAGACUAACAUAUGUAUUAAGCUUCAAUCCUUAUUGCGCCACUGCAUUUCUUUCAGCACAGACCAAUAUAGUUGUCCAUAUGAGAUUCAGUAAGCUACUCUUUCACAUCUGACAUAUGCGAAUAAAAGACCCAAGUAUUACAGGGCUGUUGUCAUAUAAGAGUGCACACUUUGAACACUUGAAAAAACUAUCCCUCAUACAAGGGUCACAAACUUGCUUAGUCCUACUGAAGUGAGGAGGAUUGUGCACAGUGCACACUGCUUGUCUCAGUAAAAGGCUUAGCAAUAUGAACUUGCAGCAAGAGUUCAGGUCUGGGGCCUCGGUCUGUUUUUGAGCACCUCGUGAUUGUGAUUCAUAAGCCAUUUUAGGGAAAUUAUUCCACUGCUCUGCUGACCGUAGUGUUAGAAAAAUGCUUUCUAAUGUGUUUCUUGCAUUUCUUUUUAGUUUCAGGCUAUUACUCUUUGCACUCUGUUUUUAGCUGCUUGAAAUUGUUGGUGUAAUUUUCCCCCCCCUUAAAAAGGGGGCUCCUGUUGAUUUGAGUAUUUUCCUAUGCUACAAAAAAGGUUCUCAUCCCCUCACCCUCCUUUCCUUAUUAUAUUCAGUAAAUAUGUGUCAAGAAAAAGUUGCAGUUGAAGCAGGAAUGAGUGUUUUAGCUGCAGGUGCCAGCAAGGACAAGCUAGAUGGGCUGGGGUGACCUAGGUGUGUUUGGGCAACCUUCCAAAGAAACCCCAAAUAUAGACCAGAUGGCUGCAGAAGGAAUGCUUUUCCCAAGCUUCUACACUGCCAACCCUCUUUGUUCUCCAUCAAGAGCAGCACUCUUAACUGGUCGUCUCCCCAUCAGGAAUGGCUUCUACACCACAAAUGCCCAUGCCAGAAAUGCCUACACCCCCCAGGUCAUAACAGGGGGCAUCCCAGAUUCUGAGCUCCUCCUUCCAGAAUUGCUGAAGAAAACAGGCUAUGUCAAUAAGAUCGUUGGCAAAUGGCACCUUGGCCACAGACCUGAGUUCCAUCCCUUGAGGCAUGGAUUUGAUGAGUGGUUUGGAUCCCCUAAUUGCCAUUUUGGACCUUAUGAUAACAAGGCAGCACCUAACAUCCCUUUUUACAGGGACUGGGAAAUGAUUGGCAGGUAUUACGAAGAUGUAAAAAUUGACCAUAAGACGGGGGAAGCCAACCUAACUCAAAUGUACUUACAGGAAGCCCUUGAUUUCAUUAGCACACAGCAUGCCAGCCAACAGCCGUUCUUUCUGUAUUGGGCAAUCGAUGCUACUCACGCGCCUGUGUAUGCCUCCAGGGAGUUCUUGGGCACUAGCCAACGAGGGCUGUAUGGUGAUGCAGUGCGAGAAAUUGACGACAGCAUUGGGAAAAUACUGAGUCGCCUUCAAAAGCUGGGCAUAAGCAACAACACCUUCGUAUUUUUCACAUCUGACAACGGUGCUGCCCUUGUUUCCGGUCCUGAUCAAGCUGGUAGCAAUGGCCCUUUCCUAUGUGGCAAGCAAACUACCUUUGAAGGUGGCAUGAGAGAGCCAGCAAUUGCCUGGUGGCCAGGACAUGUACCUGCUGGGCAGGUGAGUCAUCAGCUGGCAAGCGUGAUGGAUCUCUUCACCACCAGCCUCGCAUUGGCAGGACUGCAGCCUCCCAGUGACAGACAGAUCGACGGAAUCGACCUUUCGCCUGUCAUCCUGCAAGGCAAGUUAAUUGACAGGCCAAUAUUUUAUUACCGUGGCAACGAGAUGAUGGCAAUACGGGUUGGGCCUUAUAAGGCCCAUUACUGGACCUGGAGCAAUUCCUGGGAGCAAUUCAGCCAGGGCAUUGAUUUCUGCCCCGGCCAAAAUGUUUCUGGAGUAACGACCCAUGACCAAGAGGAGCACUCCAAGCUUCCACUUCUGUUUCACUUGGGAAAGGACCCUGGGGAAAAGUAUCCAAUAAGUUUUUCAAGUGCUGAAUACCAAAGUGUUAUAGAAAGAAUCUCCCCCAUCGUCGAGCAGCACAAGGAGACAUUGCUACCUGGGCAGCCUCAGCUGAACGUCUGUGACAAGGCGGUCAUGAAUUGGGCUCCUCCAGGCUGUGAGAAGAUAGGGAAGUGUUUGAAGCCUCCCAGCCCCAACCCUCAUAAGUGCUUUUGGCCCCACUGAGCAUCUCAUGCCUGACCUGCUGGAGACAGGGCUGCUGCGGAUCAUUUCUUCAGGAAAGGGGCAUUGUGGGAAGAAGCGCAGAGUGUUUCCCUCCUCUCUUUCUCAGGGUUACAGCAGUAAAUCUGUAUGAAUUCAGCCUCUCAGUACAGACAGGGCCAAGGUACUGUGAGCUUAAGACUAUUUCAGAUAUUAGGGCUGGAGAGCCUGCCUUAGUCCUUUGCUACUCAUAAGUUCCUUUGAGACUGAGCCCUCAGUUAUCAGUUGUGAUCAUCUCUCACAGUAUUCUGCUCCCCUCCCACUGCCUAGAAUUGGAAGUUUGUCCUGGAGCUCAGGAACCCUUCUGGACCUGAUGAGACAGAGCAUCUUUGUGCCAUCUAAAAAUUGUUAAGCGUCGAUGCCAGUAUUCAGUGGCUCCAGCGAAUGUACAGUGUUGAUUAAACGUGCUUGGAGCAAAUGCUGCUGCUCACUGCAUGGAGUGCCAGCAACAUUACAGUCUAUUGGCUAUAAUGUCUCCCAUACCCUCUGCAGGCCAGCUUUGGCAGGUGGGCAGGAGUACCCACCUGUCAAUCACCAGACAUCAUAAUGGUGUCAAAGUUUAAAGGAGGUUGUUGCAUCCUCCUUUGAGGAUGUUAUUCCAGCACUAAUCAGCUGAUUGGCACUGGAAGUGCAAUGAACUAGCCAUAUCCACCAUUCAGCUGAUCAUUAGUUACAGGAAGCCCCUUUGAAGUCUUUGCAGAGGGGACAAUGCACCUAAAAUUGAAGUCUUUUUCCCUCUGCAAAGAAAAUGGUCUCUACUCAAAGUGCUUUCUCCAGCGCUUUCAAUACAAACUGCUUCAUCUUUCUUUCUUUCUUUCUCUUUCUUUCUUUCUUUCUUUCUUUCUUAGCUUUUUGGAUUCAAAACACAGGAGGAAGUGCUUUAAAUCCAAGUUACUUCCUGCAGCCCCCUUGGCUGCACUAGAUAACUUCCUAGUGCAGCCAAGCACAGCUGAUUGUUGGGGCUUUGGCAGUGCAGGGCUCUCUUCGAGCACUAACAGUCAGCUGAUCAUUGGUGUUUGCAGAGAGUCCUGCAUUGCACUUCAAAAAGGGCUCCGCAGGUGCCCUUUUGGGCCCAGCUAUUACUUUACCUGCAUCUCACACCUGAUGCAAUAUAUGCUAGCAGGUCUAGGGCAGGUGAGUGUGGCUUGGCCAAAAUUGUCUGGCCAGAUGCUCCCCACACCUGAGCUAUAUUAUCAAUAAUUAAUGCCUCUGAUAGCUAAGUGGAACUUCUAUGUUUAGAGGCAGUCUACCUCUGCAUGCCAGUUGCUGCGGGAUGGAAGAACAACAGGGUAGUUGUCAUCAGGCCCAGCUUGUGGGCUUCUUGGAGGCACCUGGUCAGCCACUGCUGGAAACAGAUGGCUGGCAAGGUAAACCUUUCUUCUGUUAUUUUGCUAUGCAAAGAAGUGUUCUCCAUUGCCAACAUUUCUUUUAAGACUUGGUCUCAAAUGGUGCCAAAAUAUACAUUUUCAGGGAGUGCCAAAGGUUAAUAUAAAGAAAUGUCUGCUGCUGUGAUGUUGUUUUUAGUAUGAUUAGAAGAGUUCUGUAUGUUUGUUGUUAACUUUCAAGAAAUACUUUUGUCAGCUUUAUAACUUUCUUAUUGUGUGAUUGUAAGAAAUUAAAACCAAUAUAAUAUGUGAUCUACAA